Messenger RNA from Ilyonectria robusta, 1101 nucleotides. Its product is annotated as N-acetyltransferase complex ARD1 subunit. Gene Ontology annotation, cellular component: NatA complex. Lineage: Eukaryota; Fungi; Ascomycota; Sordariomycetes; Hypocreales; Nectriaceae. The record is from RefSeq and is a predicted model, not a curated record. The transcript is spliced from 2 exons. The coding region runs from base 232 to 909 and encodes 225 amino acids. Gene Ontology annotation, biological process: N-terminal peptidyl-glutamic acid acetylation. Gene Ontology annotation, molecular function: protein-N-terminal-glutamate acetyltransferase activity; protein N-terminal-serine acetyltransferase activity.
CCUCAGUGCAGGCCACGAAAAACUGGACCCCGAUUGACAGGCCUCGACGCCUUGCUUCACACCAGUUGGCUUGAGCCUCAAUCUAUCCCAUCCUCCAAAGCAGAUCCCGAACCUCCACCUCCUGCAACGCCGAGACGCCUUCGACGCCCGCCUGUACGACCUCCGGAAAUCCCCACUCCUCCUCAUCCGUCGUUCUCUUGCUCUCGCUCCCGCCGAGCCCCCGACGCAGCCAUGGAUAUCCGCCUCCUCACCAACGCCGACCUGCCCCUCAUCCAGCACGCCAACCUCGAGAACCUGCCCGAGAACUACUUCCUCAAGUACUACCUCUACCACUCCCUCUCGUGGCCGCAGCUCAGCUACGUGGCCGUCGACGUCUCCCGCCCCAAGAAGAACCCUUACGAAUAUCCCAAGAUCGUCGGCUAUGUGCUCGCCAAGAUGGAGGAGGAGCCCUCCGACGGCAUUCCCCACGGCCACAUCACCAGUCUGAGUGUCAUGCGCACCCACCGUCGUCUGGGCAUUGCCGAGAAGCUCAUGCGACAGAGCCAGCUUGCCAUGGUUGAGACCUUUGGUGCCAAGUAUGUCUCCCUGCACGUCCGUGUCUCCAAUGCCGCCGCCCGCCACCUGUACGAGGACACCCUGCGCUUCAAGAACGAGAAGACCGAGGCCAAGUACUACGCCGACGGCGAGGACGCCUUCUGCAUGCGCCUCGACCUCGAUGGCAUCCGCGCUCAAGUCAACGAGGCCAUUGCCGCCGAAGAAGCUGCUACCGCCGAGGCUGUUGACGAGGGCGAGCCCGUGGGCGAGGUCGGUCGCGACCCCGAGGCCGACAAGAAGAAGGAGAUCAAGGUCGCCGUGGGAAGGGGUCUGGGUGUUGGCGCCCUUGUGGAAAAGGACGAGUCCAAGCACUGAGGCAGAGACUGACCGAAGCGAAAAAAUAAAGCAACGUGAGGUUAGACGAAGGCGAGGUGCAUCUGCCGGGACGGGGAUACUGUAUAUAUAUAUAUGGAUAGACAAAAUAUUUGACGGCUGGGUGAAGCAUCUCACGACCGAGCAUGUAUUCACGAGGAUAAUGAGAAAGAUGAUAUAUCCUUGAGACGCAAA